AUUUCUUCUGCAAAAACGUCGAUCCUCCAGGAUCAUAAGCAUAAAACGCGAGAAUUAGAAAUGUCCCUGGCGAGCUGGUUGGACGACGUAAACAAGAGACACGCUAAUACGGUAUACGCGUCCAAAGAGAUCGACAAGGAAUUUCAGAAAAUUAGAAGGCGUCGCUCAAAAUCUCUGGGUAGCACUACCGAUAUUCCGCCAGCGCGUUCACCUAAGAAAACGGAUUUGUGUUUAGACAUACCCCAAUCAAAUUUCAAUAGGAGGUCUAACACAGCGAGGAAAUGGGAGAGUAGUUCCGGGAUGGCUACACCUACCACGCCUAGGAAGGCGCUCGCACAGACACAGCCAUCGACGCCCACAUCGUCUUGGACGUCUAACAGAGUCGUUGGCGCGACGUUAAAAGGAGUCAACAGAGCUAUACCGUCACCAAAAGAACGCGGUAUACCGCUGUCACCCAAUAGCUCUUCCAGACGCGUCGAAUACCCAGGUUUUGGAGAAUCUGUGAAGAAGCUUGACUUUGGGGGCCAGAGGAGGCGUAACUCACCCAUUGUUAAUCACUACGAGAAGGAUGUCUUCGGUGCGUUAUUGCCGGGUGGAAAUAAAGAGAAUAUACCACCUGGUAGCGAGUACCCACAGUUGAGCCCAUCAUUGGGCGCCUCUUUAGGUAUCUCUGUGGAAAACAACCCCGAGGUAUCCGAAAAAGGACCUAAAAUGAGACCAAAAGAACCAAAUGUCUUGAAGAGAUGGCAGCCAAUAAACGCAUCAGCGAACACCCCACGGGAGCGCAAGAUAUCGCCAUCUUUGCGUCAACUCAAGACACGCUCAAUGCCUACGUUUCCACCAUCCGUGUCAUCACUCAGGAAUACCCAGUCAACAAAUUCAUCACGGUCUUCACUCACAUUAUCAACUAACGAUAACAUUGGUCGUUCACCUAAUGGGAAAUUAGGCGAUAACUCUACAACUAAUACUUUCACGUCAUUUACUUCAAUUCUUAACGACAUUGAUCAUGCUCACGAUAAUAAUAAGGACAUUAAUACAUCUAAUAAGGACACUAAUAAGCAUAAACAUCAUAGAUCACUCUCAACACCCUCAAUCGUGGUGGAUAAUGAAGCUGAAGGUGAAAGCGAAGCGGGUGAUAUCUCUCAAUCCAGUUUAAUAGAGCUUGAUGUUGACCAUGAGACAGUAGCACCACAAUUUGAUCUCGCAGCAACCCCGAGGAGUGAUAUCUUCAGCAAUAACAUACAGUUAUUCCCUGAGGUUGUUGCGCCCAAACCGAUUCACGUACACAUUGGUAAUCCUUUGGGCAGAAUUGAAGAAGAGGCGAAUGUGGCACACCGUCCACUCCCAACUCAGCCUAUCAACAGAUCACCAAAUAGACACAGACCGCUACCCUCACCAAUGCUUUCUCCUAGCAUGCAGCCCAAAUCUCCCUUGAUGACGCCGCCUUUGUCAACACCCAGACAUGCUGCUUUGCCGGCUCCUCCAAGCGGAGUUGACGUCUUUGCGGAAGCUGCGAACAAUAAUGCCAAUGCUUUGAAACCAAAGCGCAUUUACAAACCAGCUCUUAACAAGAAUCAUAGUGCACCUAGCUUCAUCAGCCAAAGGAAGCUUAACGCACCUAACGUAUCUUAUGCAGCUACACCCCCACCAGCGAAGAAGUAA
This is a messenger RNA of Wallemia mellicola CBS 633.66, 1662 nucleotides long. RefSeq lists its product as hypothetical. The record is from RefSeq and is a predicted model, not a curated record. Lineage: Eukaryota; Fungi; Basidiomycota; Wallemiomycetes; Wallemiales; Wallemiaceae. Bases 61 to 1662 code for a protein of 533 amino acids. The transcript is spliced from 3 exons.